AUGUACUGGGACACAGCGACGGCGGCUUCGAAGGAUGAGGCUUCUGAGGAUAAAUUUGUUGCUAAGGCUGAGACGUGCCGUGAUGCUCUGGAGAGCUUGAAGGAGAAGUAUUCCGGUUGGAUUUUGCCUGAGCUUCCGGGCCCAAAGGUGACGCUUGGGAACAAACUGGACCGUCCUAUUUAUACGAAAUAUGCGCACGAGGAAGGGUUCUGGUAUGAAGUAGAGGUUGGAGGGGUAUCUUGCUUCGGGGCCAAUAAGUUCUAUAAAACUGCAACUGAGGCUAUACAUGCUUCUGCUCAUGCAGCUCUUUAUUGUCUUUUAAUCACCGGCCCCGAGAUUAUGCCAUUGUUUCAAGGGGCUAUGCGGAAACGACAUGUGGGCAGAAACCGACUGUUAUCUGGCGACCCAGGUGUGCCUACUGCGCCCAGGGCUGUUCUGCUGCCACCUGGGCCAACAAAGCAAGUGGGUAAGAUGGCUAGAAAGGGCAAGAAGAAGGAUAACGGAAAGAACGCCAACUUGUUGCCGAUUCCUACGACGAGUCGGCGGUUGCCAACCGUAGUACUCCCGUCAUCUGAGACGAAAAGCCACAAAAUAUGGCCUGGAGACCUUGAGUUGAUGACGAAGAAAUAUUCGAAUCCGUGCGAGCGUGUUGAAAAGAUAUGCUUUCUUUUAUCCAUGGAACUGCCAGAAUAUCACAUAACCCCGUUGGAAGGACAGGCGGACGGGACUGCUCUGCUUUUCAGCGCGGCGGCGCGGUUCCCAAAUGAUCCAUUCCUUGCGCGGGUUGGUAAUAUUGGGUGGACCAAGUAUGUUGAAUCGACGCAGAUGGCUAAGGAGAAGUGUGCUGUGCAGGUGCUUGGGUAUCUGAUGAGGAUGGUUAGGGAGGAUGAGGAUUGGGAGCAGGAGGAUCCGGGGUGGGAGGGAAUGGCUGCUUCAGCUGCUGCAGGUAUGUUAGAUUUGGGGGUUAAUGUGGAUUUUGGAAAGGGUGGUGCUGCGGUUGAUCGGUUUGGUUCGGAUGCUAGGUGUGAUUUCAUUCCCUUGGAGUUGGAAGGGUCUGUGAAAAUCAAGGAGGAGGAUGAGGAGGAGGGUGGGAUUAUGUGGACGGGCGAGGUUAGAAGCAAAAAGAAUGAGAAUAAUGAUCGAGCAGAGUAA
Blastomyces dermatitidis ER-3 is the source of this 1152-nucleotide messenger RNA. RefSeq lists its product as uncharacterized. Bases 1 to 1152 code for a protein of 383 amino acids. The transcript is spliced from 6 exons. Lineage: Eukaryota; Fungi; Ascomycota; Eurotiomycetes; Onygenales; Ajellomycetaceae. The record is from RefSeq and is a predicted model, not a curated record.